GGGAGUGUAAAAUUAUUCAGCUAUAAGGAGUUGGAUAGGGCAACUGCAAGAUUUCACCAAUCCAAUAAGAUUGGUGAGGGAGGUUAUGGACCAGUGUAUAAGGGAACGCUCAAGGAUGGAACAGCUGUUGCAGUAAAGGUGCUCUCUUUGCAGUCUAGGCAAGGCGCGAAGGAAUUUCUUAGUGAACUUAUGGCGAUCUCUGAUAUUUCCCAUGAGAAUCUUGUCAAACUUUAUGGCUGUUGUGUGGAAGGAAGCCACAGGAUCCUUGUCUAUAAUUAUCUUGAAAAUAAUAGCCUUGCACAAACCCUUCUAGGUUCUCAGCGUAGCAGCAUCCAGUUCAAUUGGAGAACUCGGGUGAAUAUUUGCAUUGGUGUUGCCCAGGGACUAGCAUACCUCCACGACGGUAUCCGGCCUCACGUUGUCCAUCGUGACAUCAAAGCAAGCAAUAUACUUCUCGAUAAGGAUCUUACCCCGAAAAUUUCUGAUUUCGGCUUAACAAGGCUUCUACCUUCAGGUGUAGCACAUAUUAGCACAAGAGUCGCAGGAACACGAGGUUACUUGGCUCCUGAAUACGCCAUCCGAGGACAAGUGACACGGAAGUUAGAUGUUUACAGCUUUGGUGUUCUGCUGAUAGAAAUAGUCAGUGGAAGAUGCAACACUGAUACAAGACUGUCGUACGAAGAUCAGAUUCUUCUUGUGAAGACAUGGGAAUACUAUGACCAGGGGCAACUGGACAAGAUCAUCGACAGCUCGCUGGGCGACGACCUGGACGUCGACGAGGCGUGCAGGUUCCUGAAAGUGGGGCUCUUGUGCACGAAGAACGUCACGAAACGCCGGCCCGAUAUGUCGACGGUGACCCGCAUGCUGAGGGGCGAGGAGGACAUGGAGUCGCAGGAGAUCAUUAAGCCCGACGUGAUCCGGGACAUCAUGGACCUGAAGCUGAGGAGCAAGGCCACGUCAUCGUCGCUGCUGACCUCAGCCGUGGGGCAGUCCUCCCCGUCGUCGUCAUCCAUGGGCAACACCACCCGCGCCUCCAGCACCUUCACCGCGACAUCGGACCGCCCCUGAUUGACGAGUUAUGCCGGGAGAAAAACGGAUACACCGAGGGGGAGGGGGGAGACCGUACGGACGGCAGAGCAAACCGUGGAUAGGUAGUGUAGGGCAGCCCACAUUUUUCUUCUUCCUUUUUUUGUGCUUGUAUGUUCUUUGUGGUAUAGCUUUCAUCAUACUUCCAUUUACUCCACUUGAUUGUUUUGUGUAUAAAAGGGUUAUCCGGAUAUCUGUCAGUACAUAAAAACCAAGCCACGUCUAGUUCUAUCACUGUGAAGAGCGCGUACAGCCUCGCUCUUGAGGAAAAAUAAUGCAUGUCCGCG
Triticum aestivum (bread wheat) is the source of this 1373-nucleotide messenger RNA. RefSeq names its product cold-responsive protein kinase 1-like. NCBI's taxonomy places the organism in Eukaryota, Viridiplantae, Streptophyta, Magnoliopsida, Poales, Poaceae. The transcript is spliced from 5 exons. The coding region runs from base 190 to 1068 and encodes 292 amino acids. The record is from RefSeq and is a predicted model, not a curated record. Gene Ontology annotation, biological process: protein phosphorylation. Gene Ontology annotation, molecular function: ATP binding; protein kinase activity.